Molecule: messenger RNA, 1140 nt
Organism: Exophiala oligosperma
Lineage: Eukaryota; Fungi; Ascomycota; Eurotiomycetes; Chaetothyriales; Herpotrichiellaceae
Exons: 1
Coding region: 108-1085 (325 amino acids)
Molecular function (GO): oxidoreductase activity
Source: RefSeq, a predicted model, not a curated record
CGCCAUGUCGGAUGUACUUCCAACAGCGGAAUUGCGAGGUUGAAAGUACAGGAGUCUCUCGACUAUAAAACUUGUUCCCCUUCCUGUGAUCUUGUUGUGCUUCAUUCAUGUCUUCAAGCGAUCUAUCCAGAAAAGCUCACAAUAAAUCCCAGCACAACACAGCAAUGUCUUCUGCCAGCUCUUCAAAACGAAUCGCCGUUGCCGGCGUGGGCUCUUUAGGUCUUCCUAUCGUCCUGGCUCUUCUCCAAGCUGGAUACUCCGUCACCAUCCUGACUCGCUCUGCCAACACCAAGAAAGAAGGCAUCCCAGCAGGCGCCAAUGUUGAAUAUGCCAUGGUUGACUAUACUUCUGUCAGUUCCAUGAAGAGAGCUCUCGAAGGACAUUACGGUGUCGUUUCCACCUUGACUACAACAUCCGUAGGCGCGCAGACUCCGCUGAUAGAGGCAUCUGUCCAGGCUGGCGUGUCGCGCUUCAUACCCUCAGAGUUCGGGUCGGAUACGACCAAUCCCAAAUCCAAGACCCUUCCAGUCUAUGGCGACAAGGUCGCCACUCAAGCGAAACUCGCAGAGGUCGCCGCGAAGAACCCUAGCUGGAGCUACACGACCCUCAUGAACGGUCCCUUUUUCGACUGGUGCUUGAUGGUCGGAUUCUUUGGAAUUGACCUGAAGAAGCACACGGCGACUCUGUACAAUGGCGGAGAUCGUAGGUUUAGUACCACGACGCUGGCUGGCGUCGGCAAAGCAGUCGUGGGCAUCUUUGCUCAUCCCGAAGAAACGAAAAACCGCACAAUUCGCGUCCACGAAACCGUCAUCACCCAGAAAAAGGUCAUUGACAUUGCUCAACGUUUGGAUCCCGCAGAAUGGACGUACCAGGCUGCCGAUACGGAAGAGUUGAAGAGCCAAGCAUUCGAGGUUCUCUCGAGUGGGAAAUCCGAGCAAAUUAUGGGUGCGAUGCUGAAUUUCAUCCUGAGCGCCGUACUCGGCGAAGGAUACGGUGGUGAAUUCGUUUCAACCGAGAACGAGACUCUUGGAGUGCCUCUUCUCGACGAGGCUGGGGUGGAGAAAGUCGUUGCCCAGUUCAUCUGAAGUACUCCAAGCACACAGACAGUUCAAGAUUACAGCUAGCUUGAAAACAAUACGA